AUGCCUUCCUCCAAGCCCAGGAUCCUCAUCCCCGGUGGUGCCGGCUACAUCGGCUCGCACGUCGCCCUCGUCACCCUGCUCACCCGCAAGUACCGCGUGACUGUGCUGGACAACUACCACAAUGCGUUCCCCGCCGCCUGCAAGCGCCUCGAACAGAUCGCCAUCGACGAGCUCCCCGAGGGCGCCUCGCAGCAGGACAAGGACGACUGCAAGGUGGACGUCUUCAAGGGCGACCUCCGCAGCAAGGACGACAUCCGCAAGGUGUUUGACGCCUACAAGGGCGACGACAAGAUCUGGGGCGUCAUCCUCUGCGCCGCGCUCAAGGCCGUCGGCGAGAGCUCCGAGAUCCCCAUCGACUACUACGACGUCAACGUCGGCGGCCUCGUCAACCUGCUCAAGGUCAUGCACGACAACGGCUGCAACCGUCUCGUAUACAGCUCCUCGGCCACCGUCUACGGUACGCCCCCCACGGUGCCCAUCCCCGAGUCGACGCGCCUCGCUCCCGAGUCCGUCUACGGCCGCACAAAGUGGAUGAGCGAGAUCAUCAUCCGCGACGUGUGCGACGCCUACCCCGAGUUCCGCGCCAUCGGCCUGCGCUACUUCAACCCCGCAGGCGCGCACAAGUCGGGCAGGAUCGGCGAGGACCCGCGCGGCAAGCCGGGCAACCUGCUGCCCCUGCUCGCCCAGAUGGCCGUGGGCAAGUACCGCGAGGGCGGCCUCAAGGUGUUUGGCAACGACUACCCCACCCCCGACGGCACGUGCGUGCGCGACUACAUCCACAUCGAGGACCUCGCCGGCGGCCACGUCAACGCCGUCGAGGCGCUCGAGCGCGACGACAUCUUUGCCGCCGACAAGACCGAGACGCAGGGCAAGUACCGCGCCUUCAACCUGGGCAAGGGCGUCGGCAUGUCGGUCCUCAACAUGGUCGACGCCAUGAGGAAGGUCUCUGGCUACGAAUUCCCGCACACCAUCGUCGGCCGCCGCACGGGCGACGUGCCGGACCUCACCGCCGACCCCAGCCUGGCCGAAAAGGAGCUCGGCUUCAAGGCCACGCGCUCGCUCGACGACAUGGCGCAGGACCUCUGGCGAUGGCAGAGCAACAACCCGCAGGGCUACGGCGAGCAGUAG
Messenger RNA from Moesziomyces aphidis, 1128 nucleotides. NCBI's taxonomy places the organism in Eukaryota, Fungi, Basidiomycota, Ustilaginomycetes, Ustilaginales, Ustilaginaceae. The record is from the annotation of a GenBank genome assembly.